AAAACAAAACUAACCGUCACUAUGGCAACGAGUAAUUUAUGAAUGGCCGCAGGUUCUUUUCUAGUGUUUCCACAUCUCCGACAGUAAAAACGUAUUUAACAUUGAAAUAUCAGGAAUCUGAAGGUGAAAUAAAAAGGAAUUUGAUGGAUCUGAAGGUAUUUGGGAGCAAAGCCUCUCUUCAGAACUGCCUCCCAGAAACACCACGAAGUGGAUUCAAAACCAGCACAAAGCAAUAUAACAAGAAACCACGAUGUUACUCUGCUUGCCAAAAGUAUCCAGAAGAGAACUGUCGACCAGAAUGUGUCCCUACUUUGGAUCUUCGAUAUCUUCAAGAACCAGAAACAAAAUCAAAAGUCUCUAUCGAUUGCUAUGACUUAAAUCUUGACAAUCUCUCGACAUCUUCUUCUAACAGAUGCCUUGAUAAUUUCACUGUGAGAUCUAACCCACAUAAACACAAUUCUGGUGUUUCCUCUAGUCCUGCUGAUGUUCCAACCCUUGAUAUCCAGGAUUCAGCACGUGAACCAAACACAAAAGCUAAGAAGAAUUCUGUUUGGGAUAAUGCAGUGAUCCCAGAGGAUUUACCUAAACCUUCUGAGAAAUAUAAAAACUUAUACAAUGAAUAUAAAGAAGAAAUGAAGUCUUCUUACUCUAAACAUAAAGCUUCAAGUCCUGUUAACAACCACAGUCCAAGCAAUGAAAAUAUGGCAGAAAAGAAACAAUUUUCCAAUACUGGAAUGGACGACACUCUUGAGCAAUGUAUAAGUCAGUUGAAGUUUCUGUCUCAAAUGAAUUCUUCGAAACAGUCAAAUAUGGAAGAACUUGAAGAAUCAAAGAAAAAGGAAAAACUGAUUGAAACUGUAAUGGUAGACCAGUUAUCACGAAGUGUUAUUUGUGACCCAGAGCAAGAUGAACACUUAAAUGAACCUCACAGUUAUGUUUCUCAUAAACCUCGAGGUGUUAACAGAUUUCUACACGAGACCAGCAUAAAAACUCGGAGUACUUCAACUGAAAAUUUAUUGUCAAAGAGAGUGAAGUUUGGUGUGAGGCUUCUAGCACAUAAUGACCAUGAUGCUUUGCGAGAGUUAAUGGGAUUUUUCUUUCAUGUCGACAACAGUCUCACUAUUUAUGAGUUCCGGCAAUUCGGUAAAAGUGCAAAGGCUUUACCUUUCAUUUUACGAGAUGUUUAUCCAUCUCCCCUCAGGCUGGGUUCUCAGACUUCCACAAAAUUCUACUCACUCUCUAAUAUAUAUCCGGGUGCUGACUUAGAAAUAAGUUGUCACAACCAGCCAUGUCUACCAGAAACUUUAAAGAAACAGUCCAUAGUUUUCUUCCGUGUCACUGAUGUUGAUGAGCAAGAAAAAUCUAAAAUUCUACUGGCAAAUGUUCUGCCUUCAGAUCAAAAAGAUGUCUACACCAAGAUGCAUGUACCAAAAGAAAAAGAGGAGAGAGAAAAAUCAUUGCUGUUUGCUAAAGUACAACAAAUAGUUUGUGAUAAACUAAAAAGACGUGGUGUCCGGACUGUAACUGGUCUGGGUCAGCAUUACGAAAGACUGUGCCAAAAAUCAUCUGCUCCUCAACACUUUUUAGGGAAGUCUGAUCUGGAAGAAGGACUUAAAGUUUUUCAUAUUGAACUGCCUCAAACUAGUUUGGACCAGUUGUUUAGCUAUUUGGACAGCAAAGGAAGUGGGUUUGUUGAUUACAGUCUAUACAUGAGGGCUGUUAUUGGGGAAAUGAAUGAAUAUCGCAAAAGUUUUGUGCGGAAGGCUUAUCGGAAGAUGAGAGGAGCUACUAAAGAUUGUGUCAAUGUUGGCGAAUUGAAGAAAUUUUACAGAGCUGGCAACCAAAAUAAUGUAUUUUCUGGUGGAGAACUGUAUGAUGCACUACAAUUAAUGCUUAGUGUGUUGAACAAAAGCUCAAAAGAAACCGAAGUGAUUCGAUAUAUUGAAUGGGAACAGUAUUAUGAAGGCUUAAGUAUUGGAAUCGAAUCGGAUGUUGAUUUCCUUAGAAUUCUAAAGAACCUGUGGAGUAUCUAAAGAAAAAUCCUUUACAACAGAGUAGAAUAUUCUUUGCUGAAAAGUUCUAAUAAGACUGAAAUAAGUUCAUUACUUUCACCAGCUCCACUCAUCUUCAUUUUACAAAAAUCUCAGUUAGCUGCUUUUGUUGGAAUUAUCUCCCUUUAUUUAAAUUUUAAACAAACAUCCUCUCGAGGGAUUGUUUGUCAACUAAUUACAACAAUAAUCUCAAAGUUGUGCCCUUCAAUAUAUUCCAUAUGUGAGGCCCUACUAAAUUGUCUAUGGAAUAUGUAGAGAAGUUCCUUCCCAGACUUAUGUUGUUCCCCUUUUGUUAGACUUACAUUCUCUAUUAUCAUCAACACACUACAACUCCAGUUGCUAUCACAUCAAUACAUUUAAAUGGUUUAUCACAUCAAAUUGACUCAGUUUCAAAGAAAAAACAAAAUAUUUCUGUAAUUAUUUGACAUCCCCAUAUGUUCAGCUACUGUUUUUAUCAAAUUUGUUAUUUUGUGUGGUUGCCAAUCUUUAAUUAAUUAUAUUUUGUAUUUAUUUUCCUGAACAAAUCUUGGUGACAUAUCUGGCAAUUAUUUUGUGUAAUCAUAAUUCUGGGUUCAAUCCUGCUAUACAGCACAGUGGUGUCUUCUAAUCUAGGUUCAAAUUGACUAUUUUGUAAGUAGAAACUGUGAGGAAGCCUAUUGUAUGUGUGUCAUUGCCAUUAUCAUUGUUUUUGUCCUUUUCUUUCCCCAGACAGACAUAGAUUAAGAUGAUACUUUCUGAGGUAGUUUUUCUAUAACCUGAUGUUCAUGUCACUAAUUCUCACACGAAACCAAUAAACUAUGAAAAUGUUAAUGUUGCUAUUUUUGCUCAAACAUUAACAAAGACACAUAGAAUCAAGAUGUGCAUAUGUACACACACAGUUUCAGUCUACCAGUUCCUCUCACGAAACUGAGAUCAGUCCAAAAAGAGGAAGUCAACUGUUGUAUUAUGACCAUUCAAUGUGAUAGCAAUAUAAUUAUAUCCCUUUCUUUUCCCCACACCAAACCUCUUGAUGUGAAGUGAGUUUCAUUUUACUAGCAAGAUAAGACCAAAGUGAAACUGUGCUCAUAAGCUAUGAAUAAAUUUAAAAUAAUAAAAUGUAUUAAACUGUAAAUAAAUAUUUCCCAACACAUCACUGAUAGAUUUUUAAACUAA
Octopus bimaculoides (California two-spot octopus) is the source of this 3203-nucleotide messenger RNA. Its product is annotated as calcyphosin-2. The record is from RefSeq and is a predicted model, not a curated record. NCBI's taxonomy places the organism in Eukaryota, Metazoa, Mollusca, Cephalopoda, Octopoda, Octopodidae.